AUGUGGAGGUGCGCUAUAGUCCACACCUGCUGGCCAACUGCAAAGUGGAGCCGAUUCCCUGGAACCAGGCUGAAAUGGUCCCUUGAGGUGGUGGAGCUGUGUAAGAAGUACCGGCAUCAGACUGUGGUGGCCAUCGACCUGGCUGGUGAUGAGACCAUCAAAGACAGCAGCUACUUCCCAGGGCACGUGGAGGCCUACAAGGAGGCGCUGAAGAGCGGCAUUCACCGCACUGUCCAUGCUGGGGAGGCAAACAUUGCACAGGUCGUGCAAGAGGCUGUGGACGUACUGAAGACGGAGAGGGUGGGACACGGCUACCACACCCUGCAGGAUGCGGCCCUUUACGACAGGUUGCGGAAGGAAAACAUGCACUUUGAGGUGUGUCCCUGGUCCAGCUACCUCACAGGUGCCUGGAAAGCAGAAACAGGGGAGCACCCAGUCGUUCGGUUCAAGAACGACAAGGUUAACUAUUCGAUCAACUCAGAUGACCCGCUUAUCUUCAAGUCUACCCUGGACACUGACUACCAGAUGGUCAAACAGGACAUGGGCUUCACUGAGGAGGAAUUUAAACGACUGAACAUCAAUGCUGCCAAGUCCAGCUUCCUCCCAGAAAAUGAGAAGGAAGAGCUCCUUAACCAGCUCUACAAAGCCUACAAGAUGCCGCUGCCAUCAUCCACUGCUGCAGGGCAGAACCCCUGAAGAUGGCAUGGCCACCUCUGAGCCUUCACCCCACAAGUGGAGCCUGCACAACUCUGUGGAAUCAAGUGACACUUUACCUACAUUCCUUCCUCAAGACUAAGAUGUCAGUAGUCACUACUUGAUGUGUAUCAGGUGCACAAACUUGGGAAUGGCCCCAUCUCACCUCUGAUUGUAUACCCUGCCCAGGAACCACAGUGUUCCCUAAAGGUGACCAGGAAUGUGAAACCCUCCUCAGAUGACUCGUGCUGAGAAUCUGGUGUUCAAUAAAGCAGCCAACAACUGGCACUGUA
Octodon degus (degu) is the source of this 986-nucleotide messenger RNA. It is a transcript of the gene Ada, whose product is annotated as adenosine deaminase. Gene Ontology annotation, cellular component: external side of plasma membrane; cytosol. Lineage: Eukaryota; Metazoa; Chordata; Mammalia; Rodentia; Octodontidae. Gene Ontology annotation, molecular function: adenosine deaminase activity. The record is from RefSeq and is a predicted model, not a curated record. Gene Ontology annotation, biological process: T cell activation; hypoxanthine salvage; purine ribonucleoside monophosphate biosynthetic process. The transcript has 8 exons. Bases 1 to 696 code for a protein of 231 amino acids.